AUGCAUGAAGGGAAGUUACAUCGAGCACGCAUCGUGUCGAGCGUGGCAGCAACGGUGAUUUCGCUAGCCUGUGGGACAAACUAUGUGUACUCGGCAUGGGCGCCGCAGUUUGCCGACAAGCUGCAGCUGUCGGCGACGCAGUCGAACCUGAUCGGACUCUCGGCCAACCUGGGCAUGUACUCGCUCGGCGCGCCGGUCGGCAUGUUUGUUGACGGCAAGGGUCCGCGGCCAGCUGUCGCCGUCGGUGCCGUGCUGCUCGGUCUCGGCUAUUUUCCGCUGCAGCAGGCCUUUGUGGCCGGCGCUGGCGCCGUGCCUGCUCUCUGCUUCUUCUCCUUUCUGACCGGUCUCGGCGGCUGCAUGGCCUUUGCCGCUGCCGUCAAGACGUCGGCCCUCAACUGGCCGCAUCACCGUGGCACGGCCACUGCCUUCCCGCUGGCCGCCUUUGGCCUCAGCGCCUUUUUCUUCUCCGUCCUCGGCUCCAUCGCCUUUACCGACAACACCGCCGCCUUUCUGUUGCUGCUCGCUCUCGGCACCGUCUGCCUCAUCCUGCUCGGCUUCUGUUUCUUGCGCGUGCUGCCCCACGGCCAUCCGGCCGCCGCCGCCGCUCCCUACGACGCCUUGCCCACAUCCUCCCCCGACGCUAUCGGCAUCGACGACGACGACGAUGACAGCCUCGCCGCCAAAGCCGCGUCGCGCAAAAGCCGCCGCGGGACUGCCGCCCGCAGCGAACCUGGUACGUUGCUCUACACCGACAAUGGUCGCGAUCUCGGUAGCAGCGAAGCCGACGCAGCAGAAGCAGCAAACGACAAGGGCACAGGCGCACGCGAGCAGAAGGCGACCACCAGCACCGGCCCUGUCACAGCCUCGGUGGCCGCCGCCCCGUCGUCUGCUGCCCUCUCGGAAGAAGAUGCCGACCACGUGCCCAUGGACGAGACGUCUUCUCUCAUGUCGCGGACCUCUUCACUGCCCGGCGACGUUUUGGUGCAGAACAGUGUUGAUAUGGAUCGAUCCCACCGUAUAGACAUCCGCGGUUGGAAGCUGCUCAGCAACAUCGAGUUUUGGCAGCUCUUUUCCAUCAUGGGCAUCCUCUCUGGGAUUGGCCUGAUGACGAUCAACAAUAUCGGACAUGAUGCCAACGCGCUCUGGAAGCACUACGACAGCUCUGUGCCAGAGAGCCUGCUGGUGCAGCGGCAGCAGAUGCACGUGGCCAUUCUGUCCAUCGGUAGCUUCGUGGGCCGUCUUUUGAGUGGCGUCGGCUCCGACUUUCUCGUCAAGCGGAUGGAGGCCAGCCGGGUCUGGUGUCUGGUCAUCGCGGCCAGCGUCUUCAUCGUGGCCCAGCUGCUGGCCCUAACCAUUGUCAAUCCGCACUUCCUGGCCCUCGUGUCGAGCCUUUCGGGUCUUGGCUACGGCUUCCUCUUCGGCGUCUUUCCCUCCAUUGUGGCCGAGUCGUUUGGCAUCCACGGCCUGUCGCAGAACUGGGGCUUCAUGACCCUGUCGCCCAUCGUGUCGGGCAACGUCUUCAAUCUGUUCUACGGCUCCGUCUUUGACCGGCACACCGUCACCGGGCCCGACGGUGAGCGCUCGUGUCCCGACGGCAUCGAGUGCUACCGUGCUGCCUAUGUUGCUACACUGGGUGCCUGCGGGCUCGGCCUCGUGGUCACGCUCCUGGUCAUCCGGCACCAGUACCUGCAGCGGCUCAAGGACGCCGGCAAGCGCAGUCUGGAGGAUUGA
Molecule: messenger RNA, 1731 nt
Organism: Grosmannia clavigera kw1407
Lineage: Eukaryota; Fungi; Ascomycota; Sordariomycetes; Ophiostomatales; Ophiostomataceae
Product: major facilitator superfamily transporter
Exons: 4
Coding region: 1-1731 (576 amino acids)
Biological process (GO): transmembrane transport
Cellular component (GO): membrane
Molecular function (GO): transmembrane transporter activity
Source: RefSeq, a predicted model, not a curated record